Molecule: messenger RNA, 1360 nt
Organism: Ceraceosorus guamensis
Lineage: Eukaryota; Fungi; Basidiomycota; Exobasidiomycetes; Ceraceosorales; Ceraceosoraceae
Exons: 2
Coding region: 199-1062 (287 amino acids)
Cellular component (GO): nucleus; CHRAC
Molecular function (GO): protein heterodimerization activity
Source: RefSeq, a predicted model, not a curated record
AUCUGCACACCCAUCUACAAUCGUGAAUACACACCUAUACCGCAAGCUUGAACAUUCUACGCUCGGAGCUUCGCUGAACGUGCUACUCGAGCGGUGUCACGAGCACCAUCGGCUUGGCUGUACACUCGUACCACUCCGAACGCAAAGCGAGACAUAUUGUUGCUUCAGAGAGCCCGAUCUCUGCGAUCAGUCUUAGUCAUGGAGGUGGAAGGCAAUCUUCAACACGAGGCUGGUUCUAGCGCGAGCACCUCCGCACCAGCAAAUGCUCAUCAGCGCAGCGUAUCCAAAUCAGGAGGUGCGGGCAAAGCGUCAUCGGCGAAAAGUGCUGGAAAGGAUGCCUCCAAGGCGGGACCUAAGGGCAAGGGGCAAGUCGGCAAGGGUGCCAGCACAAACGCUAAUGAAGCCAAGUCCACGGGCAAAGGAAAGGACAAGGCGGGAGGUGCGAGUGCUGGGGGAGGGAAAGCUGCUGGCUCAUCCACGAGUGCGGCCAAGGAUUCGCAGGCUGGAGCGUCUACACCUCUGGGCGGCACGCCUCUGUUCGCUCUGACCAGAGUUGCACGGAUCAUGCGGGCGGACGAAGACGUGGAACAACUGCCAAAAGAUAGCGUGCGAGCCAUGGCGGUAGCUACCGAGAAGUUUGUCCAAGUGCUAGCAGAAGAAGCGUAUUUGGGAGCCAAGGCCGAAAAGAGAAAAGUGGUGACGUACAAGGAUUUGUCGAAUCUGGUUCAUAGAUCAAGCUUCAACUUUCUGGACGAGGUCAUUCCUCAACCCACAUCGCUCAAUGCGGCACUGAUAAAGAGGGCAAAGCAUUUGGAGGAUGUGCAAGCUGGCAAGCUGUCGGCAGGUGGAGCGGCAAAUGCAAAGGUCGGGUCGACUGGUGUGGACCCUGCAGCCGAUUUGUCGAGCGGCUCAGCACUCGCUGAUCAGUCUGCAUUGUCCUCGAGGAAUGGAGGAGUUGGUCGCUUGCAAGUCAAUGGCUUUGGCAACUCGGCUUCGAAUGGACAUGCCCAGUCCGAGGAGGAAGCGCCCCUCACGAGCUCCGACGAUGAAAUGCAGGAGUAGCCGCUCAAAUGCCCCAACUUCGGGGCGCAAACCCCGUGCCCUCUUUCGAUGGCGGCUGCGCCUCGCCAUCCUACACGCUCUCUACAUUGUCUGGCAAACUUUGCAAUGCGGACGUCAUGAUUUCAUCAAAGCUCGUUGUCGGCCUCAAGGGCGCUUGAAAAGGUAUAACAUGAUAAAUAAAGGCAAAAGGUCCAGGCAGCUUAAGCGGAGGUUUGUGGAGUCUGAGGAGACUUGUCCAGCGAAGUAAGCUCGCUAGCACAGAUUAGCGCAGGCGCGCAAGGAAAUAGCAAAUAUGCGG